GUAUAUGCAUUGGAGUUAGGUAUGAAGGUCAAUUGCAAUAAUAAAGCAGAAUAGAAAGAAAUUGAGAUUUUAGACUUCUUGUUGUGACAGUAGUGGGUGGUUCCAACUUGUUUGGUGGUGGUAUCUUUAAGUUUGAACCACAUUAAUUCUGGUCUGAUCGACAUCUAUUUCCGCAAUUCUACUGUUACGUACUUGUUUCCAUCAUGUUACCAACCAAUGAUAUGAACCUUGUUGAAGAGUAGUUGGAGAUCAGCAGUUGGGACUUGGUUGGUGUAGAAUGGUAGGCUUUUGUAUGCUGUCCUGCUUGUAUCCUUGGCUUUAUAAGUUCUCUCAGUGCAGCCUUAACUGCAGUAUAACAAUUCCAUUGUCUUUGCUCCUUGUUUGCCUUCUUUCUUUGUGGUUUGUUGUGGUAGGAGAUCAUGAUGGGACCUGGUGGACCAGGCGGACCUCCUGGCGGACCAGGCGGACCUGGCGGACCUCCUGGCGGUCCAGGCGGACCUGGUGGCCCUGGUCCUGGCUGGCUUCCUCUGCCUGGGGGUCCUCCAGGUUGGGGUCCGGGCCCUGGAGGCCCUGGACCUGGAGGACCUUUCUGGGGACCUGGCCCUGGACCUGGAGGAGGCUUCUGGGGACCUGGAGGAGGCUUCUGGGGACCUGGAGGAGGCUUUGGUGGUUUCUUAGGCUCAUGCUUUUACUUCCUUUGCUGUUGUUGCUUGCUGCAAGAGUGCUGUGGGCCGUUCUUUGGUGGGCCUCCAGGCCCCCCCGGGCCCCCCGGGGGCCCUGGACCACCUGGACCGCCCUUUUGAAUAAGCAGUCGACAAGAUGGAAGGGGGAUCACAUACAAACAAUAAUUAGAUGGAGAACAAUGAUCUUCUUAGAGCUAUGCUGUGUUCUUUUUCCUUUUUGGGUCGCUGCCUUUUUUUUUUGUUUGGUAUUUCUCAUCCUGGAAUGCUUGCUGUGGUGUCUACUACCAUUGAGAUUGUCUAAUGUCACAUUAUUAAAGAAACUCCAAACCUUCCAUUCGGAAAGUGUUUGUUUUUUUCACAACAAUAUGGGAAGGUUAAAACAUUUGACAUCCUAAUUUGUUGGUAGUUCUGCAAGUUAUGCUUUAUGGUUCAAGUUUUAUUUGUUUGAGUUUGCACAAGAGUCAAAAAUAAAUUCCUUACAUUUUUUUGCA
Molecule: messenger RNA, 1174 nt
Organism: Phoenix dactylifera (date palm)
Lineage: Eukaryota; Viridiplantae; Streptophyta; Magnoliopsida; Arecales; Arecaceae
Source: RefSeq, a predicted model, not a curated record